AUGCAUUUGUCGCCGGCACCGGAGGAAAAUAUCGACGUGCUGAGCCUGUCCGUCUCUCCAACUCCAUCGCUUGACUCAACGAAUUCACAGGUUUCAACGAAUUCACAGGAGGAGACGCCCAAGGUGGUGAGGCAAUUUUAUUGCCAGCGCUGUACCAAUCAUGGAGUGUAUUCCAUCCGAAAAGGCCACAAACCGUUUUGCCGAUGGGCGAACUGCCCAUGCAAGGCGUGUCGAAUGAUCGAAACAAGACGACAAGUGAGUUCUCGGCUGCCGAAGGCGCAUGUCCGUUCGCCGACACUAACAAUUGUCAAUGGGCAGAAAAUGCGUGCUCCAAAAUGCAAUCGUUGCUUGGCACACGAUGAUACAACGAAUGGACAACAAAUUGAAACAAAUCACAAUUAUGGAGGCGAUGGGAAGAAUGUCGAGGAGCAGUUAGCCCCUUCACCGCCGCUGCUAGCCCCGAAGCCUGUCUUGCCCUUGACCGCCGCGUUGAUGAAUGGGAUGUCCGCCAUGUCACUCUCCCCACCACUCGCAUUGACGACCUCCCCGCCGCCGCCCAUCCUCCUGCCCGCCUCGCAAAUGAUGAGCUCAUUCUCUUCGAUGCCAGCCAGCUUCUCGGAAUUCUCGGCAAUUUCCUCGGUUCGUCAUGGUCGUCCUCGACACUCGCAGAGUCAAGGAUCUGUAGAAAGAGCAAACCAGGAUGUUGAGAAAAUUCUAUGUACGCAAUUGAGGGAGCAACAAUCAACAAGAUGGGCUCGAAUUCUUCCGAUUGUCCAAUCAAUGAAGAAUCAACGUUAUCACCGAGGCAUUGGGCGAUCACCUUACGAAGCAAUGUUUGGUCGAAAAAUGCAACUUGGGUUUCUUGAUACAAUCGCACUAUCGAAUGCCGAGCGAAGCAUCGACGACAACGAACAAGAUACAGAUGACGAAGAAGAUGCUAUUGCGAAAGAAAAAGAAGGAGAUUUUGUUCGACGGGACAAAGAAAUUUCGCAUCAUGCAAUGGAGCGGCUCUUCAACAACAGAAACAGGCCGAAAAGAUGCUUGAAAAAUCCAAAAACAGAUUUGGUGCUGUUGAGGUCGGACAAACUGUUCGUUUGCCAAUCGAUGCAGUGGAUCGUCCGAAAAUCGGCCAUUCAACGCUCUUCGGUGUCGUCAUGGAAGAAAACCAGGGAUUCUAUCAAAUCUGCACCGCUAACGGUAUUCUACAGCAAAGAU
Messenger RNA from Mesorhabditis belari, 1215 nucleotides. Lineage: Eukaryota; Metazoa; Nematoda; Chromadorea; Rhabditida; Rhabditidae. The record is from the annotation of a GenBank genome assembly.